This is a messenger RNA of Orbicella faveolata, 1072 nucleotides long. RefSeq lists its product as uncharacterized. Lineage: Eukaryota; Metazoa; Cnidaria; Anthozoa; Scleractinia; Merulinidae. The record is from RefSeq and is a predicted model, not a curated record.
AGAAAAUUGUGGCAUGAGUAAUAAAAAUGUUAAGGCGAUAGAAACGAUUAAAAUAUAUAUAUAAAACAAUUAGUGAAUGAAUGAAAUCCACCCCUCACUCAGCUUCACAAUGGAACUCGAAGAAAACGGCAAGCUUCCCUUUCUUGGAAUGGUGAUUAUCAGAAAUGGUCCCCGACUAGAUAUGAAGGUCUACGUGAAACCGACCGAUACUGGGCUUUUACUGCAUUACCAAAGCCAUGUUGACAUAAGAUAUAAACAUUCUCUACAGAAGACAAUGUUAAACUGUUCGUUCAAACUCUCCUCGAAUUGGCAGUUCUUCCAUCAAGAAUGUGAAUGUCUUAAAAUGGUUUUUGCUCGCCUGCAUUAUCCCAAAACCCUCGUAGAGAACACCAUCAAACAUUUUAUUGAAAUGAGAGUUACUGAGAAUGCGCGCUCUAAACAACAAGUAUCCGAUGAACAAGAUGCUCCCAUCAGAAUUGUCUUACCGUUCAAAGACCAGACAUCGGUGAAUGCGGUAAGACACCAACUCGGUGAUCUCAGACGAAAGAUUGAUGCCGUUGUCCGGCCUGUUUUCACAAGUCAGAAGAUCAAAGGACAAUUCAACCCAAAGGAACAUAAACCUCCAAUUGUGAAUCAACAAAACGUUUAUUAUUACAAGUGUGGUCUGUGCGAUACAGACUAUGUCGGCUUCACGAGUCGACACCUACAUCAACGUGUGGAGGAACAUAAGCGAUCAACAAUUGGCAACCAUGUAAAGGAUGAGCAUGGAAAGGAUCCAGAGACCAUUGGAAGCAAUUUCAGGAUUUUGAAAAAAUGCCAGAGUAAAUUCAACUGUUUGAUUUUUGAAAUGCUUUUAGUAGUAGUAGUAGUAACAAUCUUUAUUAUUAGUAACCUUCAACCAAAAUUGAACAGAGUGACUCGAUCCGCACAAAGCUAUUUACUUAAUUAUUUUUUAUAUAUUUUUUAAUCGUUUCUAUCGCCUUAACGUUUUUAUUACUCAUGCCACAAUUUUCUUGUAUUGUUUCUAUGUGAACAUUUUAGAGUUUUAGUCAGUGUCUCAUUAGCAUUCUUA